Brenthis ino (lesser marbled fritillary) is the source of this 7167-nucleotide messenger RNA. NCBI's taxonomy places the organism in Eukaryota, Metazoa, Arthropoda, Insecta, Lepidoptera, Nymphalidae. The record is from the annotation of a GenBank genome assembly.
AUGCCGGGCGCGGUGACGAAUGGGAGUCGAGCGGGGGAGGCGGACGACAUCGUGCUGACAGGCCUGUCGGGCCGUCUGCCCGAGUCCAACAAUAUAGAGGAGUUCGCUCAGCAGCUCUUCGAUGGCGUCGAUCUCGUCACAGCUGAUGACCGUCGCUGGACACCCGGGCUGCACGGCUUGCCGGAACGCAAUGGCAAACUCAAAGAUCUGGCACAUUUCGACGCCACCUUCUUCGGUGUCCACGCUAAGCAGGCGCACCUCAUGGACCCGCAGCUGCGCCUGCUGCUGGAGCUCACGCACGAGACCAUCGUAGACGCAGGCCUCAACCCCGCCGAGCUGCGCGGCUCGCGCACCGGCGUGUACGUGGGCGUGUCCAACUCUGAGACUGAGGAGCUGUGGACGGCGGACCCCGACAAGAUCAACGGCUACGCGCUCACGGGCUGUUGCCGCGCCAUGUUUCCCAACCGCAUCUCGUACACGUUCGACCUAAAGGGGCCCUCGUACGCUAUCGACACGGCCUGCUCAAGUUCCAUGUUCGCGUUGACGCAGGCCGUUAACGCCAUGCGCACCGGGCAGUGCGACGCGGCUGUGGUGGCCGGCACCAACCUGUGCCUGAAGCCGGCCAACUCGCUGAACUUCCACCGCCUGAGCAUGCUGUCCCCGGAGGGACGCUGCGCAGCGUUCGACGCGAGCGGGCGCGGCUACGUGCGCUCGGAGGCGGCCGUGGCCGUGCUGCUGCAGCGUCGCGGCGCCGCCCGCCGCGUGUACGCGACGGUGCGCGGCGCGCGCAUGAACACCGACGGCGCCAAGGUGCAGGGCAUCACCUUCCCGGCCGGCGAGGUGCAGCGCCAGCUCGCCGAAGAGACCUUCGCUGAGGCAGGGCUGCGCCCGCAGGACGUCGUCUACGUGGAAGCUCACGGAACAGGCACUAAGGUGGGUGACCCUCAAGAGGUGAAUGCGAUUGCCGAUUUCUUCUGCAAGGAUCGCAAGACACCACUUUUACUGGGCUCGGUGAAGUCCAACAUGGGGCACUCGGAGCCCGCGUCCGGCCUCUGCUCAAUCGCGAAGGUGGUGGUGGCCAUGGAACGCGGUAGCAUCCCCGCUAACCUGCACUACAAGGAACCUAACAAAGACAUACCGGCGUUAAGCGAUGGUCGCAUCAAGGUGGUCGACCGCAACACGCCGUGGGACGGCGGGCUGGUAGCGGUGAACUCGUUCGGGUUCGGCGGCGCCAACGCGCACGUGAUCCUGGAGUCGGAGAAGGGCGCGCGGCCACCGCCCGCCGCCUACACCGCGCCGCGCCUCGUACUGGCCUCGGGCCGCACUGAGGCGGCGGUGCGCGAGCUGCUGGCGCUGGCGGCCGAGCACCCGCGCGACGCCGAGUUGCACGCGCUGCUCGACGCCGUGCACGCGCACAACAUCCCCGGGCACGGCUACCGCGGCUUCCGUCUGCUCGACGACACGCCCAUCGAAGAAAUCAUGGAAGUAGAAAGCGGCGAGCCGCGGCCCGUGUGGUUCGUGUUCUCGGGCAUGGGAUCGCAGUGGGCGGGCAUGGCGCGCGCGUUGAUGCGCUUGCCGCUGUUCGCAGCCAGCGUGCAGCGCUCGGCCGCGGCGCUGAAGCCGCACGGCAUCGACCUGCUGCACGUGCUGUCGGACGCGCCCGACGCCGCCUUCGACGACGUGAUCGCGUCCUUCGUGUCCAUCGCGGCCGUGCAGGUGGCGCUGGUGGACGUGCUGCGUGCGGUGGGCGUGCGUCCCGACGGCAUCGUGGGCCACUCCGUGGGCGAGAUCGGCUGCGCGUAUGCGGACGAGACGCUAACGGCGGAGCAGGCCGUGCUAGCGGCGUACUGGCGCGGGCGCAGCAUCGUGGACGCCAAGCUGGGCCCCGGCGCCAUGGCGGCCGUGGGGCUCUCCUGGGAGCAGUGCGUGGCGCGCUGCCCGCCCGACGUCGUGCCCGCCUGCCACAACGCCGCCGACAGCGUCACGAUAUCGGGUCCGGUGGAGUCCAUCGAGAAGUUCGUGGCGACGCUGGCGGCGGAGGGCGUGUUUGCGCGCCGCGUGAACAGUUCGGGCGUGGCCUUCCACAGCAAGUACAUCGCGGCCGCCGCGCCGCUGCUGCGCCGCUCGCUCGAGCGCGUCAUUCCCAACCCCAAGCCGCGCUCCCAGCGCUGGGUCUCCUCAUCGCUGCCCAAGGACCAGUGGGAGUCCGACCUCGCUAAAAUGAGCGACGCGGCGUACCACGUGAACAACCUGUUGUCGCCGGUGCGGUUUGCGGACGCCGUGCGCGAGAUCCCCGAGCGCGCCGUGCUGGUGGAGGUGGCGCCGCACGCGCUGCUGCAGGCCGUGCUGAAGCGCGCGCGGCCGGGCGCGGCGCACGUGCCCCUGGUGCGGCGCGACGCGCGCGACGCCGGCGCGCACCUGCUGGCGGCGCUGGGCCGCCUGUACGCGGCCGGCGCGCAGCCCCGCGCCGCCGCGCUGUACGCCGCGCCACGCUGGCCCGUGUCGCGCGGCACGCCGGCGCUGGCGGCGCGCGUGCGCUGGGACCACUCCGUCGAGUGGAGCGUGGCGCACUACGGCGCCGCGCGCUCCGGCGAGAACGUCGUCGAGUACGACCUCUCCAAGAACGACGACUCCUUCAUCGCGGGGCACAACAUCGACGGCAGGAUACUCUUCCCCGCCACCGGAUACCUUACGCUCGUCUGGAAGACGAUGGCGAAACUACACAACAAAAAACCGGAAGAGACCCCGGUGAUACUAGAGAACGUGCAGUUCAGGCGCGCCACCAUCAUGUCGCGCGACGCGCCGGUGCGCUUCCUCAUCAACGUGCUGGAAGGCGCGGGCGAGUUCGAGGUGUGCGAGGGCGGCGCCGUGGCCGUGACGGGCUCCGUGCGGCUGGCCGCUGACCCCGCGGCCGAGCGCCUGCCGCCCGACGCCGCGCCCGCCGCCGCCGACCCCGACCUGCUGCCGCUGACGACCGACGACAUCUACAAGGAAUUACGCUUACGCGGCUACAACUACGGGGGCAUAUUCCGCGGCAUCCGCACGUCGGACCCGCGCGGCACCGCCGGCACACUCGCCUGGGAUGACAACUGGAUCUCGUUCAUGGACACCAUGCUGCAGUUCGGCAUCAUCGGCGUGGACACGCGCGAGCUGUACCUGCCCACGCGGCUGCAGCGCGCGCUCAUCGACCCGGCGGCGCAGGCGGCGGCGUUGGCGGCGGCGGCGGGCGGCACGCUGCCCGUGCGCAUGCGCCGCGACGUUGACGUCAUCAGCGCCGGCGGCGUGGAGUUCCGCGGCGUUAAGACCAGCCUGGCGCCGCGUCGCGCGCACGCGCAGGCCGCACCCAAGCUCGAGAAGUACGUGUUCCUGCCGUACGACAACGCGGCGGUAGGCACCGAGGACACGUCGCGCUCCAAGCGGGACGCGCUGGCCGUGAGCCUGCAGCUGGUGUUGGAGAACGUGGGCGCGCUGCGGCUCAAGCUGGUGGAGGCGGCGCUGGAGCGCGCGCCCGAGGCCGCGCUGGCGCCGCUGGCGCUGGCCGCGCUGGAGGGCGAGCCGCUGGUGCGCGUGGACGCAACGCUGGCGGCCGGCGCCAACCCCGCACCCUACAGCGCCGUCAUGCAGCCUCAUGGGAUUAAGGUGACAACCAAGGACGCCCGCAGCGGCGCGCCCGACUCGGACUGCCACCUGGUGCUGGCGGCGGACGUGCUGUCGCGGCACGGCGCGGCCGUGCUGGCGCACCUGGCGGCCGCGCUGGGCGACGCUGGCCUGCUGCUGCUGGAGGAGCCGCACGGCACGCUGGACGAGCGCGGCGCGCGCCAGGCCGCCGCCGCCGCCGGCCUGGAACCCGUGUCGCGCCAGGUGGCGGCCAGCUGCGAGUACGUGCUGUUGCGCCGCCGCGCCGCGCCGCCGCCCACGCGCGUCGUGGUGGAGGUGACGCAGGACGGCGCCUACGCGUGGGUGGACGCGCUGCGCGAAGCGCUGCGGCGCGCUGAGAGCGAGCAGCUGCGCGUGUACGCGUGGUCGCGCGCCGCCAGCGCCGGCGUGCUGGGGCUGGGCACGUGCCUGCGCGGCGAGGCGGGCGGCCGCGCGCUGCGCGUGUUCUUCCUGCCGGGCGCGCGCGAGCCUUUCGCGCCCGACGCGCCCGCCUACGCGGCGCAGGUGGCCAAGGACCUCGCCGUCAACGUGCUCCGCUCGGGCGUGUGGGGCUCCUACAGGCACCUUCCGCUCUCCGACACCGGUGACGCUCAGCUACAGGUGGAGCACGCGUACGUGAACACGCUGACGCGCGGCGACCUGUCGUCGCUGCGCUGGAUCGAGAGCGAGCUGCGGUUCGCGCAGGCGCGGCCGGUGCCGCCGCGCGCCGAGCUGUGCCGAGUGUACUACGCGCCGCUCAACUUCAGAGAUAUCAUGCUGGCCACCGGCAAGCUGCCGCCCGACGCACUGCCCGGAGACCUCGCCGGACAGGAAUGUAUUUUGGGCUUGGAGUUCAGCGGCCGGUCCGAGGACGGUAAACGCGUGAUGGGUAUGGUGGCGGCCAAGGGACUCGCCACCACGGUGAUGGCCGACAAGGGCUUCCUGUGGGAGGUGCCUGCGGCGUGGAGCCUGGAGGAGGCGGCCACUGUGCCGGUGGCGUACGCCACGGCGUACUACGCGCUGGCGGUGCGCGGGCGCAUGCGGCGCGGCGAGAGCGUGCUGGUGCACGCGGGCACGGGCGGCGUGGGGCAGGCCGCCAUCGCCAUCGCGCUGCACGCCGGCUGCACCGUGUACACCACCGUGGGCACGCCCGACAAGCGCGCCUUCCUACGCGCGCGCUUUCCCGCGCUGCCCGACGAGAACAUCGGCAACUCGCGCGACGUGUCCUUCGAGCAGCUGGUGCAGCGCCGCACGCGCGGCCGCGGCGUGGACCUCGUGCUCAACUCGCUGGCCGGCGACAAGCUGCUGGCCUCCGUGCGCUGCCUGGCCAACGGCGGCCGCUUCCUCGAGAUCGGCAAGCUCGACCUCUCCAACAACACCGCGCUGGGCAUGGCCAUCUUCCUGAAGAACACCACGUUCCACGGCAUCCUGCUGGAUGCGCUGUUCGACGCGGGCGGCGACAACGAGGAGAAGGCGGCCGUGGUACGCUGCGUCACCGACGGCAUCGCCAGCGGCGCCGUGCGCCCGCUGCCCGCCACCGUCUACACCGACCAGCAGCUCGAGCAGGCCUUCAGAUUCAUGGCGACGGGCAAGCACAUCGGCAAGGUGUUGCUGCGUGUGCGCGAGGAGGAGGUGGGUGGCGCGCGCCCCGCCGCCAAGCUGGUGUCCGCCAUCCCGCGCACCUACCUGCACCCCGCCAAGUCCUACGUGCUAGUCGGUGGUCUGGGCGGGUUCGGUCUCGAGCUGGGCCAGUGGCUGGUGGUGCGCGGUGCCACGUGCCUGGUGUUCAACUCGCGCAGCGGCGUGCGCACCGGCUACCAGUCCUGGUGCAUCCGCAGAUGGCGCGAGAAGGGCGUAAAGGUGGCGGUGUCGACGGCGGACGCGAGCACGGCGGCGGGCGCGCGAGCGCUGCUGAGCGAGGCGGCGGCGCUGGCGCCCGUGGGCGGUGUGUUCAACCUGGCCGCAGUGCUGCGCGACGCCUUCCUCGAGAACCUCACGCCCGACGACUUCCGCGCCGUGGCGCGCCCCAAGGUGGACGCCACCCAGGCGCUGGACACCGCCUCGCGCGACCUCGCGCCCGACCUCGACUACUUCGUGGUGUUCUCCUCCGUGUCCUGCGGCCGCGGCAACCCCGGCCAGAGCAACUACGGACUCGCCAACUCCGCCAUGGAGCGCAUAGUGGAGCAGCGCCAGGCCGACGGGCUGCCGGGGCUGGCCGUGCAGUGGGGCGCCAUCGGCGAGGUGGGGCUGAUCGUGGAGACCAUGGGCGGCGACGAGGCCGUGGUGGGCGGCACGGUGCCGCAGCGCAUCGCGUCCUGCAUGGAGGCGCUGGGCGCGCUGCUGGCGAGGCCGCACGCCGUGGCCGCCUCCAUGGUGCUGGCCGACAAGCGCAAGUCCGCCGCUGCGCCGCAGCAGGACCUCGUGCACGCCGUCGCCAACAUCCUCGGUAUCAAGGAUCCCAGCAAAGUAUCGGAUUCGGCGAACUUAGCCGAGCUGGGCAUGGACUCGCUCAUGGGAGCUGAAAUCAAGCAGACUCUGGAGCGCGGCUACGAUGUUGUUUUGGGAGUUCAAGAAAUACGUGGACUGACCUUCGCGAAAUUGCGCGCGCUGGGCGGCGAGGGCGAGGGCGCGGCGGAGGCGGCGGCCGGUGCGGGCGCGCCCGAGGCCAAGGCCGACGAGGUGGUGCAGUUCGCCGCGCUCGGGGAGCUCAUGCCCAAGCAGGUGGUGGUGAAGCUGCCGAGCGCGGCGCCGGCCGAGGACGUGCCGCCCGUGUUCAUGGUGCACCCCAUCGAGGGCGUGGUGGACCUGCUGCGCGGGCUGGCGGCCGGAGUGCGCGCGCCCGUGUACGGCCUGCAGUGCACGGCCGCGGCGCCGCUCAGCGACAUGGCGGCGCUGGCGCGCUUCUACGUGACGCACAUGCGCGCGCUGCAGCCGCGCCCACCCUACACGCUGCUCGGGUACUCCUUCGGCGCUGGCGUCGCCUUCGAGAUGGCGCUGCAGCUCGAGCAGGCCGGCUGCGAGACGCGGCUGGUGCUGGUGGACGGCUCGCCUGAGUACGUGGCAACGCACACGACGCGCGGCAAGCAGAAGCGCGCCGCGCGCUCGGCGCGGACGGACGAGGCGGACGCACUCGCGUACUUUGUGCAGCUGUUCAAGGACGUGGACGCGGCCAAGGUGUCGGCGGAGCUGGAGCGGCUAGGCAGCUGGGAGGAGCGCGUGGCGCGCACCACGGCGCUGGUGGCGGGCGCGUCGCCGCACGCGCCCACCGCGCUGGCCGCCGCCGCCGCAUCCUUCUACCGCAAGCUGGUGGUGGGCGACGCGUACCGGCCCGCGGCGCGCUUGCGCGCGCCCGUCACGCUGUUCAGCGCCAGCGACAACUACGUGGCGCUGGCUGAGGACUACGGGCUGGGCGCGGUGUGCGCGGGCCCGCUGCGCACCACGCGCCUGCCCGGCAACCACCGCUCCAUCCUGGCCGGCGCCGCCGCCGCCGCCAUCGCCGACCACCUCUCCGAACUGAUCGCCGCCGCCCAC